ACUAACGUUUCAAAUGCAGCUUCACAUGAAUGAUCCUGACGUGGGAUUGAAGGCUGGCCAGGUAACGGUGUUGGCGGAAAAAAAAGAAAAAUUAAUCUAGCACAGGAGUUGUUUUGGAGUUAUUCGGGAUAAAAGCGUCGGGAUAAUGCCUGAGCCUGCAGAAAUUAACAGUCCUGAAGUGGCAAAGACACCAGGGGGUGGCAGUGGCUCUGGAAAAGAAGACAGCAUGCUGAAUGGACACAAGGAAGGAGAAGCCAACCCUUUUGCGGAGUACAUGUGGAUGGAGAAUGAGGAGGAGUACAACAGGCAGGUGGAGGAAGAACUUUUGGAGCAGGAGUUUCUGGAGCGCUGUUUCCAGGAAAUGUUAGAAGAAGAGGAUCAAGAUUGGUUCAUUCCUGCACGGGACCUUCCUUCUGGAGUGGGACACAUUCAGCAACAGUUCAGCGGGCUGUCGGUCAAUGACUCAAAUGCUGAGGACAUUGCACGCAAAAGCAGUUUGAACCCAGAAGCGAAGGAGUUUGUGCCAGGAGUGAAAUACUAGGGAUCUACUGGGUUCCCUCAUAGAGACUCUUAUGUGACUGCUGAUGAUCAGUGGUCACCCCCAACUCAUGCCUCAAUUAAAUUUGGGGUGUGUGCGUGGGGUUGGUGGGGUGGGGGGUUUUGAUGCUCUUCUAUAAGCUUUUUAUUUUUAUUUGUCUCCAUGUGUACCCUGGGCGGGAUAAUGGGGUGGGCUGGGAAAUCCAAGUAACGCUCCUAUUGGACCGCUUCAGUUUGUGACUAGCUUUCUGAGAGGCAACUAUGUUAUUUCCACUAUUGUGAUAGUGACUACCAGUUUGUCCCUGGACAUUGUUAAAACUUUCUUCUAAUUCCUUUCUUUUCCUUUUUUCCUGUCUUUUUUUUUAAAGGGAGGAAAUGUGUCAUUAGUGUGGGAGGGGAAAGGGGCGGGAUGAAGAAUGAUUGACACAGCAAAAAGGAUCAUUAGCAGGUGGACCAGUUCAAAGUGUUUUGGAGCUGAUGGCAGCUGAUUUCCUGUAAGGGAUUUCUAAUGUGUUUAUUUUUUCUUCUUCAAUUGAAGUCCUUUCACUGUGCAACUUGCAUUUACAAAAAUGAAGAAAAAAAAAGCAUAAUGAAAUAAAAGCGUGGGUUCCA
This is a messenger RNA of Hemibagrus wyckioides, 1149 nucleotides long. RefSeq names its product poly(A) binding protein interacting protein 2B (gene paip2b). Gene Ontology annotation, biological process: negative regulation of translational initiation. Gene Ontology annotation, cellular component: cytoplasm. Gene Ontology annotation, molecular function: mRNA regulatory element binding translation repressor activity. The coding region runs from base 146 to 541 and encodes 131 amino acids. The record is from RefSeq and is a predicted model, not a curated record. Lineage: Eukaryota; Metazoa; Chordata; Actinopteri; Siluriformes; Bagridae. The transcript has 4 exons.